UAUUGGCGACACUGACAAUGUGCAAAGGAAUGGAAGUUUGGAAAGACAAGUGUAUGUGUUCGUAGUUAUGAAGCAAAGGGAAGAAUAAAUCCCGAUAACACGAAAGUUUAAUUUAAAAAUUAUGUUAAGCAUACAAAGAGCACUGAACCGUAGUGUUCCAUUAUCAAGGUUUACAUGCCUUGGUAUUUGGAAUGGUCAUAAGAACACACAUUCUGCUACAACAGAGCUGUUAAGAAAUUAUAGUACCCAAUCUGUAGUUGCUAAUACACAUGACAGUAUAUUACCAGCCUGUUUAAGGACUAGAGGCCCCUAUCAGUUAACGAGUGGCACUCUCCAUAAAAAUGAGCAAAUAACGCUGUCAUUUGUUAAUUCAAGAAUACUAACAAUACAGCCGGCAUGCAUUUGCCAGGUGGAUUUUUCACAGUUUCUUUACAAACCUCAAGCAAGAAUUGAGCUACCCGUCAUCACCAUUAUUGAUACCUUCCAGUUGCCACCUGCUAGAGACACUGUUGAAUCAACUUAUGAUCCUGAGUAUUAUAUUGAAGCUCCUGCACAGGGUGGGUUGGUUCAAAAACAAGCAGCAAGGUUAAUUGUAAUAAGACGACGCAAAAUGAAAAAGCACAAAUUGAAGAAGCUACGAAAAAGAAUGAAAUUUGAAUGGGCAAAAGUUCGUCAACGAAGAGAGAUGAGAAAGGAGAAAGCUUUUCAAGCAGGGCUGAUUGCUCAGAUCAAACAAGCUGAGAAGUUUGAUGCUGAGAAGUAUGUUGCAGAACGAUUGCAGAAAGCUCAUAAGGUUCCACUUCCAAGAACUUGGAAGGGAAAACGGCUUCCAUUCUUCAUCAUCAAGCAAAAGUUAGGAAUUAAGUAGUUCACUUAUUCCUGCCUCACGAGUGUUUGGAAUGUAUGUAAUGGUACACAAUAUUAAAUUUGUAUAUAAAACUGA
Cryptotermes secundus is the source of this 943-nucleotide messenger RNA. RefSeq lists its product as uncharacterized. NCBI's taxonomy places the organism in Eukaryota, Metazoa, Arthropoda, Insecta, Blattodea, Kalotermitidae. The transcript is spliced from 2 exons. Gene Ontology annotation, biological process: mRNA processing. The coding region runs from base 122 to 868 and encodes 248 amino acids. The record is from RefSeq and is a predicted model, not a curated record. Gene Ontology annotation, cellular component: mitochondrion.